Molecule: messenger RNA, 951 nt
Organism: Diaporthe amygdali
Lineage: Eukaryota; Fungi; Ascomycota; Sordariomycetes; Diaporthales; Diaporthaceae
Product: cell wall protein
Exons: 5
Coding region: 1-951 (316 amino acids)
Cellular component (GO): extracellular region
Source: RefSeq, a predicted model, not a curated record
AUGAAGUUCACACUCCUGACCACGCUCCUGGCGGGCUCCGCCAUCGCGGCUCCAUCAUUGAACAAGAGGGAUCUGGCGACGAUCCAGCAAGCCAUCGGCUCUGUCCAGACUGCUCUUGACGGGCUCGGAACAGCAGUCGACGCCGUCAACGCUCAAGACCCCAACAGCGUGACCGGCAUCCUCGGCGCGAGCACCAACGCACAGAACACCAUCAAGACCGCCACCACGCAGAUCCAGGGCACCGACGCCUUGUCCCUGACAGACGCCCUGUCCCUGCAACAGACCGCCACCGGCCUGACCACCUCGGCCAACAAGACCGUCCAGAGCCUCAUCGCCAAGAAGCCCGUCUUCGACCAGCUCGGUGUCUCCUCAGUUGUCGCCACUCAACUCCAGGACCAGAAGACCUCUGCCUCAGCCCUCGGUGACGCCGUCGUGCAGAAGAUCCCCGCCAUCGGUCAGAGCAUUGCUCAGCAGUCUCUCGGUCAAAUCAACACUGUCCUCGAUUCGGCCAUCCAGACCUACUCCGCCGGUGCAACGACUGGUGCCGCUACUGGAGGUGCUAGUGCUAAGCCAGGCAACGGAACUUCGACCGCGGCCCCCAAGGCUGGAUCCGGCUCAGGCACAUCCAGUGCCACUCCCAAGUCCUCCGCUGCUCCUAAGGCUGGUGGCGCUGGCAGCACUUCCGGUACUUCAUCGAGCACCCCUGCUGCUGCGCCAGCUGGCGGCGCCGCAGGUGCUGGUGGCCUCGGCGCUUUGUUGGGUGGUCUUACGGGAGGCGGAGCUGGUGGCGCCGGCGGUGCGGCUGGUGGCGCUGGUGGACUUGGCGCCCUCCUGGGAGGCUUGACUGGCGGUGCGGGUGCUGCCGGAGGAGCGGCUGGCGGUGCUGGUGGUGCGGCCGGUGGAGCUGGUGGACUUGGUGCUCUCCUCGGAGCUCUCGGCGGUGCUGCAUAA